Messenger RNA from Brenthis ino (lesser marbled fritillary), 2214 nucleotides. NCBI's taxonomy places the organism in Eukaryota, Metazoa, Arthropoda, Insecta, Lepidoptera, Nymphalidae. The record is from the annotation of a GenBank genome assembly.
AUGUCGUUUAAUCCAAAACGUAGUAGCCGUAAACUUACUACUUCUAGUAAAUCGAAGAUAAAACAGACGGGAACAGAAUGCUAUACUGUUCAUGACUUACCAUCUCUCAAAAGGAAACGUACUAUUGCAUUAAAUCGUAUGUUAAAAGCAUUGGAAAUCGGUAAGAAAGCAAAAGGCGAUGAGGUUCACUGUGACCUUUUUUUCUCGUACUGCGAUCAGGCAAAAAAGUUUGUGUCUGAGUUUGAAGAAGCGCAUUUCUUUAUACUCGAACUUUUGGACUCGUGUGAUGGCAGCGUUGAUGAUGAUGACAUACGUGCGCGUUUUGACGAUGCAUACUUUCAAGUCAUGGCUAUACUUCGUAGUUUAACGAGAGGUGAAUUGAAUUUAUCUGACACGUCUAAUAUGUCGGCUGGCACGAGUUCUAACAUCAAAUCUCCUUUGUCUCAUGUACGCUUACCGAAAAUCCAAUUACCGAGUUUUUCAGGCAAUAUAAAGAAGUGGCCUGAGUUUAUCGAUACAUUUAACGCUCUUAUACAUAAUUGUAACUCCAUAACGGACGUUGAGAAAUUUCAUUAUUUAAUCUCUUCGUUAAGCGGCGAUCCGUUGUCACUUAUUCGUGUGUUUCCCGUAACCGGUGACUAUUAUUCAGAUGCGUAUGCCGCGUUAAUCGCGCGCUAUCAGAAUACUCGUGAAUUAGCUUAUACCUGUUGGAAGGAUAUUUUAAAUGUAAAUUUGAAAAUUCAAAAUAUAAAUGACUUUCGUCGUAGCUUGGACAGUAUUGAUGAGAAUUUGAGUAUUUUAAGAAAGUUAAAUUUACCUGUUGAGCAAUGGGAAUUUAUAAUCGUUUAUCAUGUUCUAUCGAAAUUAGAAUCGAAGUUGCGCCGGGAUUUCGAAGAAAGUUGUUGUAGUUCUGAAUUUCCUAAAUAUAUUAAUUUAAAAGAGUUUUUACAUUCAAGAUGUGAAGCGCUUAUACGAGAUAAUCAUUUUUCUGAAGCUACUAAAGCCGCUUUUCAUGUUGUAAAGGAUUCGAUUAGGCCUCCUUCUAAUAUUGUUAAACGUCGUCCUGUUACUCACACAUUAGUCUCUAGUCAUUCGGAUGAUAAACUAAAAACUGGAGAAACGCGGCAUGACAACUCCAAGGUUAUGCCUAAAUGCUCGUUUUGCACAGAUGCUACUCAUUCAAUUGCACAUUGUAAGCGAUUUCUAUCAAAAUCGGUAGAUGAACGCAUGUCUGUUGCAAACGAAAAAAGAUGGUGCUUCAACUGCCUUAAAUCAUCUCAUCAAUUAAAAGAGUGUAAGUCGAUUUUCCGAUGCCUUAAAUGUAAACAUAAACAUCACACAUUGCUUCACAAAGAGCAAUCUACCGAUACCCCGUCUCGUUCUGUGUCCUUAAUCGCCAAGGCCUCUGGUUACGAAUUAUGUACAAAAUCUUCACUAAACACAACUGUUCUUCUUGCUACCGCUAUAGUGCAGAUAGUAGAUGAAAAGGGUCGGUAUCAUUGUUUUCGGGCACUGUUUGAUACUGGCAGCCAAAACAAUUUAAUUACUUGUGACGCCGCUCGAACCUUAAAUAUUAAACAAGUACCAUGCGAUGCAAAUAUUAACGGUUUAGGUGGAGUGUCUGCAGAUGUCAGUCACAUGGUUCGUUGUUCACUCGCAUCAAACAACAAGGUUUUAUUCGAUGUUGACAUGCAUGUCAUAUCAACUAUUUGUGGCGAUCAGCCUAUUGCUAAACUUAAUACGAAUGGUUGGUCUCACAUUCAAUCGUUACCCUUGGCAGAUCCAGGUUUCGAUAUACCUGGGCCUAUCGAUAUUUUGCUUGGUGCAGAUAUAUUCGCUGAUUCUCUAUUGGACCAAUGUAUGAAGGGUCGGUCUAAUCAACCUGUUGCGAUGAAUUCAGUCUUUGGAUGGCUUUUAUUAGGUAGAACACACCUCACAUCCUCGUCCUUAUUACAAUAUACAGCCAAAUCCGACGAGCUGACUUCUAUGGUUCAACGCUUCUGGGAGAUUGAUAAUGUUCCUCAAGCAUCAAUUCUCACACCACUAGAUAUGGCAUGUGAAAAGGCAUAUGUCACCGACCAUUAUCGUGAUUCAACAGGCAGAUACGGAGUUCAGUUACCUUUUAAGGAUGGUGGUAUGUGUAAAGUAUUAGGGACUUCUCUAACAGAGAUUGAAGUACAUGAGUUUCAAGAUCGGAAUCCUGCUGCAACUUCU